Messenger RNA from Populus euphratica (Euphrates poplar), 3262 nucleotides. RefSeq names its product Tetratricopeptide repeat (TPR)-like superfamily protein. Gene Ontology annotation, biological process: RNA modification. The record is from RefSeq and is a predicted model, not a curated record. The coding region runs from base 37 to 2205 and encodes 722 amino acids. Gene Ontology annotation, molecular function: protein binding; zinc ion binding; RNA binding. The transcript has 3 exons. Lineage: Eukaryota; Viridiplantae; Streptophyta; Magnoliopsida; Malpighiales; Salicaceae.
UUUAUCAGGCCGUUAGCCUGCGUACUUUCUCUAGCGAUGAAAUCACUCCAUGCCUUGUUUAAACUACCCUCCUCUCCCACCAAAACCAAAACCUCAACCUCCUCCUCCUCCUCUACCACCACCACUGCAUCAAAGACUAGAAAACCCGCAACCUCCUCCUCCUCCUCAAAUGCACCAAUUCCCUCUCCAAAUCCACCAGAAAUCACCACAAAAAUUUCCAAGACAUCAAUAAACAAACCAAAGAGCUCACUUUCUGCUCUUUUUAUUCCACCAACUCCACCCACAGAAGCCCAUUUCAUCUCUCUAAUUCACGGUUCCAAAACAAUUCUCCAACUCCACCAAAUCCACGCCCAAAUCAUCAUCCACAAACUCUCUUCAAGCAGCCUAAUUACCACCCAGCUAAUCUCUUCCUCUUCUUUGCGCAAAUCCAUCAACCACUCGCUAGCAGUUUUCAACCACCAUAAACCCAAGAAUUUGUUUACAUUCAAUGCAUUAAUUCGUGGGCUCACCACAAAUUCUCAUUUUUUCAAUGCCAUUUUUCAUUUUAGGCUAAUGUUAAGGUCUGGCAUUAAGCCUGACCGGCUUACAUAUCCGUUUGUGCUUAAAUCUAUGGCGGGUUUGUUCUCAACAGAGCUUGGUAUGGCUAUUCAUUGUAUGGUUUUGAGGUGUGGGAUUGAACUCGAUUCAUUUGUAAGAGUUUCUUUGGUUGAUAUGUAUGUAAAAGUUGAGAAAUUGGGGUCGGCUUUCAAGGUGUUUGAUGAAAGCCCUGAGAGAUUUGAUAGUGGGAGCAGUGCGUUGUUGUGGAAUGUGUUGAUUAAGGGCUGUUGUAAGGCUGGGAGUAUGAAGAAGGCUUUGAAGCUUUUUAAGGCCAUGCCAAAGAAGGAGAAUGUGUCUUGGAGUACUUUGAUUGACGGUUUUGCGAAAAAUGGGGAUAUGGAUCGAGCUAUGGAGCUUUUUGGUCAAAUGCCAGAGAAGAAUGUGGUUUCUUGGACCACAAUGGUUGAUGGGUUUUCGCGGAAUGGAGAUAGUGAGAAGGCGCUGUCAAUGUUUUCUAAAAUGUUGGAGGAAGGGGUGAGGCCGAAUGCUUUUACCAUUGUUUCUGCUCUUUCUGCUUGUGCAAAGAUUGGUGCCCUUGAAGCUGGGUUACGGAUACAUAAAUAUAUCAAGGAUAAUGGUUUCCAUUUGACUGAAGCACUUGGGACUGCCUUGGUCGAUAUGUAUGCCAAAUGUGGGAAUAUUGAGUCUGCAAGUGAGGUGUUUGGAGAGACAAAACAGAAGAGUAUUCGUACAUGGACUGUUAUGAUAUGGGGUUGGGCAAUCCAUGGACGUUCUGAGCAAGCGAUUGCAUGCUUUAAACAGAUGAUGUUUGCAGGUAUAAAACCAGACGAGGUUGUAUUUCUUGCCUUAUUAACUGCUUGCAUGCAUUCUGGCCAAGUAGAUAUUGGACUUAACUUCUUCGAUAGCAUGAGGCUUGAUUACUGCAUUGAACCCUCUAUGAAACACUAUACAUUGAUUGUUGAUAUGCUUGGUAGGUCUGGUCAGCUUAAAGAAGCGCUCAGAUUCAUUGAACGCAUGCCAAUGAAUCCUGAUUUUGUGAUAUGGGGAGCACUCUUUUGUGCUUGUAGGGCUCACAAAAAAACCAAAAUGGCAAAAUUCGCUUUAAAUAAACUCCUGAAGCUUGAACCUACACAUGCUGGGAACUACGUCUUCUUGUCAAAUGCUUAUGCUGCUCUAGGCCAAUGGGAAGAUGCGGAGAGAGUAAGAGUUCUGAUGCAGAAUAGAGGUGUUCACAAAAAUAGUGGAUGGAGUUGCAUUGAGGUGGAGGGUCAAGUGCAUCGCUUUGUAUCUGGUGAUCAUGAUCACAAGGAUUCAAAAGCGAUAUGCCUGAAAUUAGAAGAAAUAAUGGCAGGUGCAGUGAAACGAGGAUACAUACCUGGAACUGAGUGGGUACUUCAUAAUAUGGAACAAGAAGAAAAAGAAGAUGUGUUGGGAAGUCAUGGUGAAAAGUUAGCACUUGCUUUUGCGCUCAUUUGUACUUCUCCUGGGAUGACUAUUAGGAUUGUGAAAAAUCUUCAAGUAUGUGGGGAUUGCCAUUCUUUGAUGAAACAUGCUAGCAAGAUAAGUCAAAGGGAGAUCAUAUUGAGAGAUAUGAAGCGAUUCCAUCAUUUCAAGGAUGGAUCUUGUUCAUGUAGAGAUCACUGGUAAAAAGGACCCUAAACCAUAUGAACCCAACAUCAUACCUCUAUGACAUAGUCUCACAUCUAUGGCAAUAGAUCUACGAGCUCAUCUGUAAACAUCACAUUCCCUGAGAUCUAAGACACCGGCUGUCAGAAAUCUGAGGUAAGAUAAGGAUGGCUUGGGUUGCAUUUUGACAUGAUUCAGGAGCAGACGGCGUGGCAUACUUGCACAUCCCCUGAGAUCAAAGACACCAGCUGUAAGAAAUCUGAGGUUUGUUGGUGGAACUGUUCCUCGCAUGAUAAUGAUUCUAGAUGGCAUCUCAAUUUGAAAGCUGGGUUCCUCUAUUACUGGAGGAUUGCUUUGGGACGUCUUUGGUUGUUGGUUUGUUUGGUUCAGCCAUUUGGAUGAAGCAACUAAUGCAUGGAGACUGAACUAUGGGGACUGAGGAUUAAAGCUGGAACAGGACUUCAUUAAUCUGACCAUAUGAGCAGGCUAAAACAACAAAUUGUCUCGUCAAUAGCUCUCAGAUUUUCUAACUAGCUAGCAAUACGGUUCAAGAGUUCCUGGUUACUGUCAUCACACUCUUCAUUUGUGCGUGGUAUUGAUAACAUAUUUAUCAAAGAAAAGAAAAAAGGACGUUCUUUUGAGUUACAAGACCUGAUGAACAGAUCUUGAUUCAGUGUGUCCCAUGACAGCAUGACAACGUGGGAGAGGAAUAUCAAGGUCCAGAAGGGCAUGCCCACUUUUGUAUUUGACACGAUUAAUGCCUUGAAAAGAGACAACACAGAAACUGAACUACUAUCCAUCAUUGCUUCAUGCAUAGACUAGAGAGCAAGAUCAAGGUGCCCCCCCUCAUGUGCCUGAGGAUUGCAAUCAUGCAAAGCAAAUGGACCCUGAAAGUGUUGUCAAAACAAAAGCUAAAAUCUGAGAGUGCUGAAUCAUGGGGUCACGGUAGUCUACCAUUUGGCUUGAAGGGUAUGUUGGUUUGCAUGAGUAGACGCACAGUGAACCAAAGGCUAUCAUGUAUUCAUGAUUGCAAGGAUGCUGUUUUUUCUGUAUCAAUGAUUUUUCUUUUUCCUUCUUU